Labrus mixtus (cuckoo wrasse) is the source of this 1018-nucleotide messenger RNA. It is a transcript of the gene chchd2, whose product is annotated as coiled-coil-helix-coiled-coil-helix domain containing 2. Gene Ontology annotation, cellular component: nucleus; mitochondrion. Gene Ontology annotation, molecular function: sequence-specific DNA binding. NCBI's taxonomy places the organism in Eukaryota, Metazoa, Chordata, Actinopteri, Labriformes, Labridae. The record is from RefSeq and is a predicted model, not a curated record. The coding region runs from base 116 to 640 and encodes 174 amino acids. Gene Ontology annotation, biological process: positive regulation of transcription by RNA polymerase II; mitochondrion organization. The transcript has 4 exons.
UGUAACACGUAGAAAGUUCCGGAUUAGCCAAAGGUCGACAAUUUUCUAAGCGAGUGAGGCGAUAGUUGUGUUUCUUUUUUAUCAGUCUGCUAAAUAUACACUUUUAGAUUUAAAAAUGCCAAGAGGAAGCAGAAGCCGGACCUCCAGAAUGGCCCCUCCAGCCAGCCGGGCUCCACCUCCGCCUAUGGCUAGGGCUGCACCUCCUCCCUCCUAUGCCCCUGCACCAGUCCAUGCUCCUCCAUCCGCUGUAGGUGCUCCCGCUGCAGCACCCAGGCAGCCAGGUAUGUUUGCUCAGAUGGCAACUACAGCCGCUGGAGUUGCAGUUGGCUCCGCAGUUGGACACACCAUUGGCCACGCCAUGACUGGAGGCUUUGGUGGAGGAAGCUCUGAGCCUGCCAAGCCCGACGUCACAUAUCAGGAGCCAUACCAGGGCCAGGCUCAGCCCAUGUACCAGCAGCAGCCACAGUCCAUGUACCAGCCACAGUCCAUGUACCAGCAGGAGGCCCCCCAGCAACAGCAGGCCUGCUCCUAUGAGCUCAAACAAUUUAUCGAUUGUGCCCAAACCCAGAGCGACUUCAAGCUCUGUGAGGGCUUCAGUGAGGUGCUUAAACAAUGCAAGUUUGCUAAUGGUAUGUCCUGAGAAAACCUUUGGAGAACAAGAAGCACGCACAAACUGACCUAAGCAAUCAUACAGGAAAAGAAAACCGAAAUGACAAGAGAUUAAUAAACAUGUUUUAUCUUGACAGCUGAUUAUGAUCAGACAUCUUUGUAGUCUUUUCUCAGGAUAGUGCAGCAGAGCUUGUUAUUCAUGUCUUAUAAAUAAUGUUUAUAUAUUUUGGUUGUGCAUGCUUUGAGUUGAUACUAGUUUUGGUUUUCAUUAGCUUUAGUGCAUUAAUUUAUGUGCUGCAUUUGUAGAUCAAGAUAACUUGCAAAAACAACUGUUUCAACAAUUGUGGAUUUAAAAGUCUGUAACAAAUCUUAGUUUCAAAACAAUAAAGCACUUGAAUCAUACAAUAAA